This is a messenger RNA of Salvia miltiorrhiza (redroot sage), 420 nucleotides long. RefSeq lists its product as uncharacterized. The coding region runs from base 1 to 420 and encodes 139 amino acids. Lineage: Eukaryota; Viridiplantae; Streptophyta; Magnoliopsida; Lamiales; Lamiaceae. The record is from RefSeq and is a predicted model, not a curated record. Gene Ontology annotation, molecular function: RNA-DNA hybrid ribonuclease activity; nucleic acid binding. The transcript has a single exon.
AUGAUAACACCCCAGGGAGACAUAAUUCAGAUAGGCGUAAAGUGCAGAGAGAGGCAAUUGUCCAACAACGAAGCUGAAUACGAGGUUGUCAUAAAGGCGUUAAAAGUUGCAACCCAGGCGGGAGCCAAUAAGAUACAUAUCAAAAUGGAUUCUCAAUUAGUGGCACAACAAUAUGCAGGGAUAUAUGAGGUGACAGAAGAAAGAAUGAAAGCCUAUGUGGAGGAUCUUAAAAAUAGGGCAGUCCAGCUCGAGGAACUAGUGAUAGAACAAAUUCCAAGGGAGGAUAAUGACAAAGCUGAUACCCUGGCAAGAAUGGCGGGAGCCGCAGAAGGAUCAUGGACUGGGGAAACUACCCUGUUGCAAGAAAUCAUGGAUGAAAACAUGGAUGUAGUGAUGGAGAUCGCAAGAAAACCUGACUAG